UUUUAGAGGAGCUAAAAACUUCCAAACUGUGCCGACAGCAAGAUGUGGUUCGAAGAUGAGGACCCUGCAGCUGCAGAGGUUGACGGCGAGAGCGGUUUAUCCUCUGAAGAUGAGGAAGACAUUCAGUAUGAGAUCCUGGAAAAUCAGAGAGAUGAAGCCAAUCAGAAGCUGUCUGAACUGGAGGAAGUCUCCAAUCAGCUCCUGAAAGAGAUGAACAUGUUAGAGAUCCAGUUCCAGAUUGAGCGUUCCUGCAGAGAGAGUGCUGAGGCGCUGGCUGUCCAAGUGACCAAAGAGAACAAAGUGCUGAAGAGAAGGAGCCAGAUGCUGAUGCCGCUCAUCCAUGAGCUGCCCGAAGAUCUGUCUGCUGUGACCUUUGACCUCGAGACUGACCCCACAGCUGACGGUGACGCUGUUGGUUUAGGCGGGGUCAGUAACGAGGAGACGCUGCUGCUGCAGAGCCAAGCAAAGAUCGCAGAGCUGCAGGCAUCAGUGGACACUCUGCUCACUGAGAAGCUGCAGUUGGAGCAACAGGUGGAGGCUCUGAGCAAAGAGCAGGCCUUACUCAGAGAGCAGCUUGCUCUGGAGGCCGAGGAGAAAGAAGUUGUAUUGAGGAAAAUUAGCAAACAGAGCAAGACCAUGAAUAAAAUGAAACGAGUCUCCCAGCUUGUCGCAGAGGAGUUCACAGAAAUAUCUGAGAAGCUGGAGCUGGAGCAGGGCCUCCGGCAACACGCUGAAGUCUUCGCCCACCAGAUGUUGGUGCAGCAGACGGUGACUAAGGGACCGAGCGUGAUGCUGGUGCAGAGCCCAGAGACGGAUCUGCAGCUGCAGCAAGCCCUGGAACAAAUAUCACAUAUCAGCACAGCGCUGGGUGAUAUACAGAGCUGCUUCCUGGACCAGAGAAAGCAGAGUCAGAGCUCUGUGGAAGAAAGCAGUGACUUCCAUGAGCUGCAGAGCCUGAGAGAUCAGCUGAAGAAGAGCGAGGAGGAGAGGAAGGCCUUAGAAACUCAGCUGUCCGAGGCUAACGGCACUGUCACACAACUCCAGGAUGAAGUGAAACAGUUACAAGAUUCACAAAAAAGGGAAGAAAAAGCUGAUGAGCCAGAGGAGGAUAAAUCUACCCCUGCUCCACCUCCUCCUCCACCCCCACCCCCACCUCCUCCUCCUCCUCCUGCCACUGUCGUAAAUACGCUCGAUUUCCUGAGGAGCCGGAGGAAAGAUAGAGCUAAUAAAACGGAUCAAGACGUACCCGUGGUGAACACGAAGGCGAAAGCGAUAGAUGAGAUGAUGGAGAGGAUAAAGAAAGGCAUCAUCCUGAGGCCCGCCAACCGAAUACAGGAUGAUGACAGCUCAUGGAAGGACCAGAGGAAUGAAAACAGAAAAUCAGCUGUCGUAGAGUUGAAAGGAAUGCUGAACAAUAUGAAACGUCAGAACCACCGCAGAGUGCCAUCUAAGAGAGGCCGAAACGUUGGGGAGGCGGAGCUCCUGAUGGUGCUGCAGAGGAGGAGGAGAGCCAUGGGAGAUGCCCCUUCAUCCUCAACACAAACAGAAGACCCCCAGCCAGGUCAGACGUGUUCCCCAGCGAUGGCAGAUGCUCCCUGGGCAGAUGAGAGUGGCAGUGCCCCGGUGCUCCGUAGACUGAGACAGAACAGGGAGAAGAGGGACUCCCGCAUCAGAGCGUCAGUGCUGAUCGUCAGCCAAGAAAACUGAGAGCUGCCAGAGAAAGAAAUUAACACCACUCUAGUAGCCGUUGCUAGUGAUGAGUUUGAUUUGCUUUUAAUUCAAAUGGAUGCAUUAUUGUAUUUGAAUGUAUAUUGAAUUAGCUCAUUACUUUGCUGCUUCUGGAAAACUGCUGGUUGAUCUUAUUCUGUACUGAAAAUGGCUGCAGGUCAUUCUCUC
Molecule: messenger RNA, 1896 nt
Organism: Scomber japonicus (chub mackerel)
Lineage: Eukaryota; Metazoa; Chordata; Actinopteri; Scombriformes; Scombridae
Gene: shtn2
Product: shootin 2
Exons: 17
Coding region: 43-1707 (554 amino acids)
Source: RefSeq, a predicted model, not a curated record